Messenger RNA from Theobroma umbraticum, 573 nucleotides. RefSeq lists its product as uncharacterized. The record is from RefSeq and is a predicted model, not a curated record. Lineage: Eukaryota; Viridiplantae; Streptophyta; Magnoliopsida; Malvales; Malvaceae.
AUGAGAUGGGAUGAAGAAAAAAUAAGAAUUGGCUUUCCGCCGUAUGGAAAUUAUUUAAUCUUAUCUCUACCAUUAAGUGUAGGAAGGCCAGUUGAUCAUCCGAUGUGGUUUGAUAGCAAAGGAGGGGACUAUACGGUGAGAUUGGGUUACAGGUUGUUAUGUUCAGAGAUAGAAGGGUUUAACGGUGCAAGCACCUCUAUUCAUAUGUUAUCCAUUUGGAGAAAAUUGUGGAGCUUGAGAAUACACAGGAAAAUAAACAUGUUUGCUUGGAGAAUGAUUAAUGGAUGUCUUCCUACAAGAGCUGCUCUAAUUCAAAGAAGACUUAAUGUUGAUUCGGGUUGUACCUUUUGCGAUGAAGGGCUAAAAACAGACUUCCAUAUUUUUCGUAAUUGCCCUUUCGCUAAAGCUGUAUGGAUUGCCACUGAAUGGGGCUUCAGAGAUAUUGCUGGUCACUUUUCAUCUGCUAUUGAUUUGUUAAAGGAUUUGCUUCAGCAGAUGGGUAAAAAUGAGUUGGAGGAGAUAAUCUGUGUUCCGUGGUCACUGUGGAAAGCAAGGAAUUGCUUUGAUUUUUAA